CUAUUCACUGUUUUCCCCUCUAUACGCAGGUGUUGCCGUUGGUGCUGAAUCCUCCGCUUGUAUUUCCAAGCAAACUGAAAUAUUGUUCGUUCAGAUUGACCUUUAAAUCGAAUCAAUCGACCGAUUUCUCUAGUGGCGUUUUGCCCCUUUACACUCGUCUCUAGAGGCGAGUGCAGAUCGAUGAUAAGUCCGUUUCACCCGUCGUCAUCGAUUGAAUGUACGUAUCUGUUUCCAGUAUACAAUGUUUAGUGGCUUUUUAUCUCGUCGUCUCUGUAUGUUUUCUGAAGCAGAGUAGGGUCACGCUGUAUUCCAGUCUUGAUGGGGCCUGGACCAGUCUCUGUUCUGUGAGGGUAGGGUAAAGCCAGAGCCAUGAAGUGGCGUACGAAUUCCGUUGCGUCCUAACCGUAAUUGUUAGCCGGAUAUUAGUAGAGAGUGGUGCUUAUAAGUGAAGAUUCGGCGGUAAAAGCGAAGCAUGUGCAGAGAAUGGCAAACAAGCGCGCUGCGCUGAGCCUGCAAUCAACACCGGACUCGUUCGGCGCAGGAGACCAUAAGAAACAAAGGAUCAACUCCGAGCCAGAUGUUGACUUCAUGAGCGCGAGCUUUGAUGCCCGGGCUGCACUUCGGGCUUCAGAAUUGACUCCUCCCAUUGCCCAAGCGACUGCGGUGGCGAACAUCAAAGCCGCGGAGAUGUUGCUACCAUGGGCCAUUCAGGAGCAAGUGGCUUCAUCUGCAAGCAACGAAGACCGGCACAGAUACAGCACGUCUUCGCAUGCCAACAGAGAUUUCGAGGGGAGUUUGAAUGCGGCAAGGAAUAAACAAUUCCGAAACGAUAUGGUGGCAGCAAUCGCAGCCAGCAAGGCUGACGCUGCUGCUGUUGGGGAUAUCAUCGAACAGAGAUUCACUGGAGGAUCAACCGUAGACGGGAUCCACUCUGAAAGCAUCAUCAACUCACUUCGAGGCUGGGCAAAAUCGGCCAGCCAAGUCAAGGUGCAUGUAAUAUGCCACGAUCUACUUCCGGGAGUGGGGGACAAGAAUUCUCGAGCACUGUUGGCUGGAACUGUACGGUGGUUCGAUGAAAAGCUCAACAUUCUCCUACAACCAGCUCGGCUGUUGGCUUAUCAAAAGGAUGACGGAACCACGAUCAACAACCCUCACAACCAGUUAGGCUGGGUUUAUAUUCGGUGCCAUCAGGUGGUCGCCAUCUCUCCACUGUCGGAGGUGUAAUGCUGUGAAGGAGGCUCUUCGUUGUACUUGGCGGACUGCUGUCAGGAAAUUGAACUUAUUAUGUCAAAAAGGGCCGUUAAAAUGCUUCUCUUUAGUUAUGCGGGUUGCUUGUCUUUGGCGUUUUUUUCGUGGUUACAAUUUGAUGUAAACAAAUUUUUCAGACACUUUCCCCACCUGUCCCAUUGACAAAUUAUAUCUUCAUGUCUUGCAAUCCUUAUCUGCGGUAUUGCAUGUACUCGACAUCGAGCAAUAACAACUUUGUCUUUAUAACGAAGCCUAUAAAGUGUUUUAAAGAAACACGGGAGGGCAGCUGUUAAACGGAAAAGAAGCUCGAAGAGUCUCUUUCACAGCGCACACACACUUUUCACUUGCGUUUCCUGGUACUGUGCUGGAACAUUGCACCCCGUCUUUAUUGUCAUGGACGGAACAUCCUGACAAACCCUAAAACAUAGCUGACUUUCUCUCCAGUUCAC
Molecule: messenger RNA, 1697 nt
Organism: Toxoplasma gondii ME49
Lineage: Eukaryota; Apicomplexa; Conoidasida; Eucoccidiorida; Sarcocystidae
Exons: 4
Coding region: 484-1224 (246 amino acids)
Source: RefSeq, a predicted model, not a curated record